AUGGCAGUGAUGACAAUGUUGACACUCUGUGCUACUGCGCUUGAUUUAUGGCCGCGCGCUGGUCGUUGGCCAAAAAAAUCAGCUGAAUUUUUGCUCCAGUUGUUGAAGAACGCUGAGAGUAAUGCUGAUUUGAGGGGUUUGGAAGUUGAUCGUUUAGUUAUCGAACACAUACAAGUCAACCACGCCCCUUGUCUUCGACGAAGAACCUACAGAGCCCAUGGACGAAUCAAUCCCUAUAUGAGCAGUCCAGCACAUAUUGAAGUAAUCUUGACUGAAAAGGAAGAUGUAGUUGCAAAGGCAACUGAAGAAGAGCCUUCCAAAAAGAAACUGAGCAAGAAGAAGUUGGCCAGACAAAAGGAAAAAAUGAUGCGAGAAUAAAUUUGAGUCAUUUUUAAGGUCAACUGUAUUCUUUUAAAGUAAACGCUUUCUUCUCCGUAGUUCUUAA
Belonocnema kinseyi is the source of this 445-nucleotide messenger RNA. RefSeq names its product 60S ribosomal protein L17 (gene RpL17). Gene Ontology annotation, cellular component: cytosolic large ribosomal subunit; ribosome. NCBI's taxonomy places the organism in Eukaryota, Metazoa, Arthropoda, Insecta, Hymenoptera, Cynipidae. The record is from RefSeq and is a predicted model, not a curated record. Gene Ontology annotation, molecular function: structural constituent of ribosome. Bases 1 to 378 code for a protein of 125 amino acids. Gene Ontology annotation, biological process: cytoplasmic translation. The transcript is spliced from 3 exons.